Penaeus chinensis is the source of this 2257-nucleotide messenger RNA. It is a transcript of the gene frj, whose product is annotated as lysophospholipid acyltransferase 7-like. Gene Ontology annotation, molecular function: lysophospholipid acyltransferase activity. Bases 69 to 1631 code for a protein of 520 amino acids. The transcript has 10 exons. Gene Ontology annotation, biological process: phosphatidylinositol biosynthetic process; lipid modification. The record is from RefSeq and is a predicted model, not a curated record. Lineage: Eukaryota; Metazoa; Arthropoda; Malacostraca; Decapoda; Penaeidae. Gene Ontology annotation, cellular component: membrane; mitochondria-associated endoplasmic reticulum membrane contact site.
GCGAGUGAAGGAAGAGGACGGAUGUCAGAUUUGUAUUGUUUUAUAUAUAUUUUGACACACUCGCUAUCAUGAACGUAGACGAUAUCAUAUAUUUGUCUUCACUCCUGGCGUCUAUCGCCUUUGGCCAGUUGUAUAGACAGAUAAAAUGCCCAGAAGCUAGAAAAUGGGUAGGCACCACCGUGGGCUUGGUACUUAUCGUGAUUGUCUCCGGAAUCCAUAUUCUCCAUCCUCUUUUCCUGACUGGGACAAAUAUCCUAAUUCUCUUUUGUACCAAAAGAAGCGUGUGCCAUUUUGUGAGCUUCGGCUGGAGUUUCAUGUACCUCCUGUUUUUCCGUGUGUGUCACUACAUGGGUCUAGAGAUGCCACCUGCACACACUAAUGCUGUUCAGAUGAUGAUCACACUCAAGCUAGUUGGUAUUUGCUUUGAGGUUCAUGACACUUGGAAGAAACGUGGACAGUUGAAGAAAUCUGAGAGUGAAGAAGAUAAAAAGAACCUUGCAAUCCAACUUAAACAUGAAGAGGUUGACCCAUCACCUAUGGAUGUCUUCCAUUAUGCAUUUAACUAUAUUGGUGUUUUGACAGGUCCAUACUACAAGUAUCGGGUAUAUUCAGAUAUGCUGAAGGGAACAGCAAUUGAUGGUGGUGUUGACUGUUUUAAGUCCAUGCUGCAGAGAAUAUGGGUCGUUCCGUUGUAUGCUGUGGCUUUCCUUUUGACUUCUCACUAUUUCCCCCUCUCGUUUGCUGAGGGGAAAGAGAUCUUCCAGGACUACAGUUUUAUGUACCGUGUGUGGUACAUGACACCUGUCUUCUUCAGCUUCCGGAUGCGCAUCUAUUCUGGCUUUGUACUCUCAGAGUGUGUUUGCAUCAUGGCAGGCCUCGGGGCAUAUCCUGUCGCCUCAGAACCAAAGCCAGGUCGAGGGCCCAGCAAGUAUGAGUCUCUUGAAUCCAGAGAUGAGAAGGAGACAGGUCCAAAGGAGUAUAACUUUGAAACCAUUCACAACAUAGAUGAGUUUGGAGCAGAUUUCACCCCAACUGUAAGGGCAGGAAUGCGUUGCUGGAACAUGACUGUUCAGUACUGGCUGGCUACCAAUGUUUACAAGCGAGUCACGAUGGCACGACCGAUCAAAGAGGCCUUGACCAUGUUUACAUCAGCAUAUUGGCAUGGAGUCCACUCAGGCUACUAUCUGUCUAUGCUGACUGUGCCAUUCAUCCUAGCAGUGGAAGACUACUUUGAUAAGCUUGUUAGAAGGAGACUUGGAGAAACGGGUCAGUAUAUGUAUGACUGGUUUGCUUGGUUUGUGAAGAUGCAGAACUUUGCCUACAUGGGCAUGGCAUUCCUCCUCCUGCGUGUGGACACCACCCUCCACUACUGGCACUCCAUUGGCUAUAUAUAUCACGGUCUCUUGGUUUUCAUGCACGGGAUUGCACAGUACGUCAACCUCAUUUUUAGCAAGGCUCAGCACAAACUCAAGAAAAGUGCAGCAACUGCCCAUAUUGAUGAUUACACCAAAGUUCGCUUUCUGAAGACCAAAGAUGAAGGGAAACCAAGCAAAGAAACUGACAAUCACAAAUCUGUUACAGCUUCACCGAAGUCAAAUGGAGAUGUUGUAGAGGAUAAGAAGACCCAGUAGGAUGGUAACCCAGAAUUACAGAGAUGGAACUGAAACAGAUAACAGCGCGUGAAUUCGGUACAUCAAGCCGAAUCACUGCCUCGGAGCGCUUUGGUGCGCCGCGGCGGCGGACAGCCACACGCCACAUUUCAGGCGUAUUGUUAUGGCGCCUAUAGGCGUGACCCGUUGGGAAGGGGUUAGGCCGCAGAAUCCAGACACCCAGAUCAACAUGCCCUGAUACUCCAGACAAACACGACAAGAGCAGCAACAACACUAGGACUGCCCAGUCUUUUGCUGAUUGAGGAGCAUCCCGGCUCCCCCAUUGAUCUCCACAUCAACUCCAGCACCCAGCAAUAGCAGUGGGAACUCACACCCAUUCAUACACUCCAUAAAGAAAUACUGACCAGUUCAAGUAGUAGAUAAUUACUCAUCUACUACAAUGGAUCUCUUUCAUAUACUUAUUUAUCUAUUUACUCACUGAAAAAGGAUGGAGGAUAUUCAGGAGGGUGCUUGUUAUGUUUGUCUCAAGAACUUGGCAGUUUGAUUGCUUCAGAAGAAAGAGAUUCUGAAUUUUGAGUGACUUUUGAUUUCUUUUAUAAAUAGGAACCAAAUUAAUAAGAAAGAAAUAUAUGUUUUAUGUAUUAAUG